ACCUUCUUCAAAACUCUUUCUCUCUAUCUAUCUCUCUCUUUCUCUCUCUAGAAGAUGGAAAAGCAAAGUGUUCUGUGUGAUGUUUCUUCAACAUGGGAAGGUUCAGAAAAUGAACACUCCAUGGAGAAGAGGUUGAAGCUAUUUGGGUUUGAGUUAAAUCCAUGUAGCAACAAAAUUACCAGUUCAAAUGAAGGAGACGAAAGUGUGAACUCUUCAACCUCAAUUCUGUCUUCUUCUUCAUCAGGAUCAGAAAGAGCAGACAGAUCUGAAGCAGGUCAAGAUCAGAAGAUCGUUAUCGUCACAGAAUCAUCUUCAAGAGAUCAAAAACCUAAUAAUAAUGAUAAUAAUAAUAAGAUUUCUUCUUCCUCAGAUGAGCAGAGAAAGUUCGAGUGCCAAUACUGCUUCAAGGAGUUUGUAAACUCACAGGCUUUAGGAGGCCAUCAAAAUGCUCAUAAGAAAGAGAGAAUGAAGAAGAAGAGACUUCAGCUUCAAGCCAGGAAGGCUAGCUUCAACUUAUAUCUUCAACAACGAUCUUUUCAAGCUAGUAAUAAUUAUUAUUAUCAGUAUUAUGGAUCUGGAUCUGAUAAUAGUAAUAAUUAUAAUUCUUCUUCUUGGUUCUACGAUCCUUCUUCGUAUAACAACUCAGCCGAGUUGUUCAAUCUUCAUGAAGGAUCCCAGAUUAGCUUCAGAUCUUCAUCAAAUCCUCAUCAUCAUCCUCGUCGUUCUCUUCAGGAGCCUUCUUGUAUGUUUGAUUUCUCUCGCACUGAUAGGCCUUUCAUGUCGGAGACUUCGACCCAGAAAACGAAUCAUUCUCAGAAAGCUUUGGAUCUUCAACUAGGCUUAGCCUUGGAGUCGAAUACAAGAAUCUAAGAAGCAUAUGAUCAUACCUAGGUUAGAAAAUUAAUUUAGUGUAGGUUUUAUAUAUAUAUAUAUAUAUAUAUAUAUAUCUGUAGUUUCCAUAUUGUAUUUGUUGAAGGAUGAUUUAUGUAAGACAGGGAUUUUCAGCAUCAGGGGGGGAAAAAGAAAAUUGAAUGAGAAAAACAAAUAGUAUUCACUAUUCUUUAUAUUUACACAAGGC
Messenger RNA from Neltuma alba, 1078 nucleotides. RefSeq names its product zinc finger protein 8-like. Gene Ontology annotation, cellular component: nucleus. The record is from RefSeq and is a predicted model, not a curated record. Gene Ontology annotation, biological process: gibberellic acid mediated signaling pathway; cytokinin-activated signaling pathway; trichome differentiation. Lineage: Eukaryota; Viridiplantae; Streptophyta; Magnoliopsida; Fabales; Fabaceae. The coding region runs from base 55 to 870 and encodes 271 amino acids. The transcript has a single exon. Gene Ontology annotation, molecular function: DNA-binding transcription factor activity; transcription cis-regulatory region binding.